Molecule: messenger RNA, 746 nt
Organism: Guyanagaster necrorhizus
Lineage: Eukaryota; Fungi; Basidiomycota; Agaricomycetes; Agaricales; Physalacriaceae
Exons: 5
Coding region: 119-607 (162 amino acids)
Cellular component (GO): plasma membrane; fungal-type vacuole
Source: RefSeq, a predicted model, not a curated record
CAUUGGAUGCAAAAUUUUGCGUUAUAAGCAAAUUCUGUCGCGAACUUCAGAUAGUGCUUGUUUAGUAAAAAGGAUUGCCCGACAUACGUGCUGGUGAAACAUCUAAAUCUGUUACCCUAUGAUACGACAGUCCAAGUUGGAUUCUAGAGUAGGGACGUCUGUGCUUCCCAUCCCUCUAAAUCUUCGAAGUCUAAGGCUCGCCAUUAGAGGAGGCAAUGCCGUUGGUGGUGUUCCCUUGUUUAUGGUUUGUUCUUUUAGAAUUGUUUGCACCAUCUUCGCCCUGACACCUCUGGUUGCUGCUAACUUCGUUGUUCUGGGCACAUUCAUCAAAGGUUGGAUCCUGUAUAUAGCAGGCUCACUCCCCGGAUGUGUGAGUCGCGCAGCCCCAAUACCUGAUACUCAUCCUAAGCUGUCUUUAGAUUCUAUCAUCUUCUGCACCUGCGAUGGCGUCGCCUUGAUAAUACAAGAUGUUGGAGGAGGCAUUGCGUCGGCAGCUACAACUCUACCAGCCGCCAAUAAGGGUGGAGAUAUAAUACUCGGCGGCAUUGUGUUCCAACUGGCUGUUAUUACUGUGUAUGUCCUUUGUGCUGCUGAGUUUCUUGUAUGAUACGUCAAGGGCGUCCCGAUCACUUCCCGUACUGCGAAUUGCCAGGUAGACGUAGCUUCUAUGAAGCCUAUUUACUCUCGCGGCAUCAUGAGUGGAAAAAUGUUGCUCAUGUUAGGGGCUUUGACCCCCAGCACCAUCU